AUGCUGCAACACACAACAAAUGACUUUUAUGACUUGUCAUCAGGGUUAGCAGCACAAAAUAAUCGUCAAACGCCUCCUUCGUACAGCCCCAAUGGUCCUUCCGGCAUGAACAAUAACAAUAACAACAACAUUUUGGAUGUCGGUGGCAGCGGCAGUGGUUCCAUCAACGCCUCCGAUCGUGACUCGAUGCCCAGUUUUGGAUUUACGCAGGAACAAGUUGCGUGCGUUUGCGAGGUGUUACAACAAGCGGGCAACGUCGAUCGCUUAGGUCGUUUCCUUUGGUCCCUGCCACAAUGUGAUAAAUUGCAACUAAAUGAGUCCGUGUUGAAGGCAAGAGCAGUAGUUGCUUAUAGCCGAGGACAUUACAAAGAAUUGUAUCGCAUACUGGAAAUGCACUCGUUUUCUCCGCAAAAUCAUCCGAAAUUACAAGCACUGUGGUUAAAAGCGCAUUACAACGAAGCUGAAAAGUUAAGAGGAAGACCAUUAGGUGCUGUCGGCAAAUAUCGUGUGCGAAGAAAAUUUCCACUGCCACGAACAAUUUGGGAUGGGGAGGAAACGAGUUACUGUUUCAAGGAAAAAUCGCGAACUGUUUUACGGGACUGGUACACACACAAUCCCUAUCCAUCACCUCGUGAGAAACGUGAAUUAGCGGAAGCCACUGGACUGACAACGACACAAGUAUCAAAUUGGUUCAAAAAUCGUCGUCAACGUGAUCGUGCUGCCGAACACAAAGAUAACGGUGGUUCCGACAAGCAAGCGAUGGAUUCGUCGAGUGACAGCGAGAUGGAAGGCCCAAUGAUGCAUCACGCCGCCUCCAACAACAAAAGUCAUAGCAAUAGUAACAACAACAACAACAUCAGUGAUAGUCAUGGCAUCGGUUCGGGCAGUCAGCUGACGGCAAAUAUGCAUCUGUCGGCAACGAGUGCGGCAGCGGGAUCCCAUCACGCGAGCCAAUUGGGCUCCGCUGGCAGUCUAAUUCAGUCAUCGCAGAACAGUAGUAGCAGUAAUAGUAAAAAUUUAGGUCAAAUAUCGUCGUCAGCGGCACUGUCAGCUGUCGCCUAUUCACAUUUGCACAGCGUCAUGGGAAAUAUGCCAAUUUAUGAUAUGGGCGAUUAUCAACAUUUAUGA
Messenger RNA from Culicoides brevitarsis, 1128 nucleotides. RefSeq names its product protein sine oculis. Gene Ontology annotation, biological process: regulation of transcription by RNA polymerase II. The record is from RefSeq and is a predicted model, not a curated record. The coding region runs from base 1 to 1128 and encodes 375 amino acids. Lineage: Eukaryota; Metazoa; Arthropoda; Insecta; Diptera; Ceratopogonidae. Gene Ontology annotation, molecular function: RNA polymerase II cis-regulatory region sequence-specific DNA binding; DNA-binding transcription factor activity, RNA polymerase II-specific. The transcript is spliced from 6 exons. Gene Ontology annotation, cellular component: transcription regulator complex; nucleus.